Haliotis rubra (blacklip abalone) is the source of this 439-nucleotide messenger RNA. RefSeq names its product protein-glutamine gamma-glutamyltransferase 2-like. NCBI's taxonomy places the organism in Eukaryota, Metazoa, Mollusca, Gastropoda, Lepetellida, Haliotidae. The record is from RefSeq and is a predicted model, not a curated record. Gene Ontology annotation, molecular function: protein-glutamine gamma-glutamyltransferase activity. Gene Ontology annotation, biological process: peptide cross-linking. The coding region runs from base 65 to 439 and encodes 124 amino acids. The transcript has 5 exons.
GGGUGGCUAUGUCAACGUCUCCGGCGACAGGAAAUGGAACUUUCAUGUAUGGAACGAGGUAUGGAUGAGUCGCCCAGACCUGGGGAAACAGUUUGACGGGUGGCAGGCCAUUGAUGCCACGCCCCAGGAGGAAAGUGAAGGCGCGUUCUGUUGUGGUCCCGCCCCAUUGAAGGCCAUCAAGGAAGGGCUGAUCUACAUCGGCCAUGACACGCCCUUCGUGUUCGCGGAGGUCAAUGCGGACUUAGUGACUUGGGAAGAGGAUUCAGUGACCAGAAAACUCAAACAAGUGAAGCGGAUCAGGAACAUUAUUGGCAAGAAUAUCAGCACCCACAGUCCAUCCGUGAGUCACAGGUCGGGCUGCAGCGACUGGAUGUUCCGCGAAAGCAAGAGAUGUGCUCCGACAGGCCCAGGCGAUGUUCAGAAGGGACAAUCUGGAUGA